Molecule: messenger RNA, 99 nt
Organism: Penicillium oxalicum
Lineage: Eukaryota; Fungi; Ascomycota; Eurotiomycetes; Eurotiales; Aspergillaceae
Exons: 2
Coding region: 1-99 (32 amino acids)
Source: RefSeq, a predicted model, not a curated record
AUGGCGUCCAAUUCGACAGACAGCCCAUUAAAUGACACCCUGUAUUGGAUUGGUCCCAGUAGCGCGAUUUUGGAGCAUGUCAAUGCUGGUUAUGACUAG